Messenger RNA from Hemisphaericaspora subhashii, 2688 nucleotides. RefSeq lists its product as uncharacterized. The transcript has a single exon. The coding region runs from base 1 to 2688 and encodes 895 amino acids. The record is from RefSeq and is a predicted model, not a curated record. NCBI's taxonomy places the organism in Eukaryota, Fungi, Ascomycota, Pichiomycetes, Serinales, Debaryomycetaceae.
AUGACUUCAUCAAUUCCCCUUUACUUAAAGAUAAAGGGUUGUUCCAAUAACUCCAAUAAGAUUGAUGGAGAACAACAACCAGAAUUCAAACAAACUUCAUCAACAACCAUUGAGUUUAACGAAAAACCAUAUGAAUUCAACAAGAUCUAUUCAUCAGAAACCAAAGAAUAUCCAGAAUUAAUCCAGAAUAAGACAUCAUGUAUCAUUUUGUUAGGUCCUACUGACAGUGGAAAGACCACCAUGUUGAAAGAAUUAGUUUUCAAAAAAGUUAAAUCACUUCAAGGUCUGACUUUUAUUACAUCGUUUGAAGUCACCAAUAAUAAAUAUAUACUUGAUUUAUUAGAUGAAAACUCUCGCAAGAGAGUACCAUUGGCUAAUUUCGAAAGCCAUCUCAAGAGACAAAAAGUUAAUGAAACGACAAUUGAACUGAUUCUCAAGAAGAGAUUAACAAGAGCAACUGAUUCCAACCCAAACUCAUCCCGCUCUUGUCUUGUGGUCACAUUAUAUAACAUGGGUCAUCAUGUUACCAUGAUUGAUAUGAUGGGUAAUGAAAAGUCAACUGGUAUGUCUAAUGGAAGCAUCUUUGCCAAUACAAACAUAUCUUCAAUUACUCAAUUGUUGGCAAGUAAAACAUAUACAGUUAGAUCUUCCAAUUUUUUGACUAAUUUGAUAUUUAGAAAUAAGGAUUUACAAGUUGUUAUGCAUUUAGAUCCUUUUGGAGAUGUCUCAUUGAUUCGGUCUACUUUAGUUAAUGUUGCUGAUAUGUUGAAAUCAUUCAAAUUGACCACAUCGAAAUUUGUUUCUACUCAAUCUAAUAAUAAGGUUCCAAAUUAUGCUCGUCCUACUUUAUCUUCUAAAUUAAUUUCAACUUCCAAGAAGAUCGUUAGAACUUCCCCAGUGAAAGGGUCUAAAAUGGCAGUUUCAAGGACUGUUCAUAUGUUACCCUCAUCGCCAAUUAAACAAAUAAGAAGAGAGAUUAAGCCAUCUAUUGGAUCCACUUUUUUCAGAUCGGAAAAAUUAGAAGCAGAAAAUAUUAAAUUGAAUCUAGAGUUGGAAAAUUUGAAAAAUCUUGUUAAGGUUAAAGAAGAAGUUAAUUUGGAAUUAUCAGAAAAGAAUAAAACACAACAAGAGAAUCUUGUUGUUGAAUUAGAACAAAUCAAAAUAGAUUUUGCUCAACUUAAAACUGAUUAUGAUCUUACUAUAAACAAUAUUCAAACUUUGGAAACCUCUAAUAAAGAAUUAAUUGUCCAAGCUGAUCAAUUACAAAAUGAAUUCUCAUACAAGGAAAAGCAAUUAAAAGGACAGUUGGAAGAUAAAUCCAAAGACAUCGAAUCUCUUACAUCUGAUAUUCAAAAUCUUAAACAGCAAGCUGGUGGCUAUGAGUUAGAAUUACAAGAAACCAAAACAAAAUAUGAACAACUUAGGGUAUCCAAGGAAGAAGAACAAUCCAAACUCAAUGAAUUGGUCGAUUCAAAAGAUAAAGAGAUUGAUAAUACCUCAAAAUUACUCAAAGAAGCUACCGACAAAGUUCUGAAAUUAGAAGAAAAGAUCCAUGCUCAACAAUUAGAAAUUUCUUCCUUGACGUAUGAGAUUAUUGAUAUCAAGGAUAAUCACCGAGCUGCAAUUAAACAAGUGGAAGAAUCUCACAAGAGAGAGAUUGAAAACUUAAGCAACUCUCACAAAACUGAAAUUGAGGGUCUCGAGAAUGAUUAUCAAUCUGAAACCAAGAAAUCGGAAAACAUUAGCAAUGAAUUAAUCAAUAAUAUGGCUGAAUUGGUUCUAUUAAAAGGACAGCUUAAAGAUCAAUACGAUCUUCAUCAAGAGGUUGUAAGUAGUAAAGAAACGGAAAUUUCUCACUUAAAGGGCCGAUUGAGUGAUGAACAACAAAAGUCAACUAAAUUGGAAGAAGCAUUAAAUGAAAAUGCAACAACUAUCAAAGCUUUGGAAAAUCUGUUGCAGUCAUCAAGGGACGCAAACAGAACCGCUUCAGAGUUAGAAGAAGAACUUGAUCGUAUUAGAAAAGAAAACGCCAAUUCUAAAGCUGCACUUCAAGAAGCAAGAGAAUUCAAAGAGAAAUCAAUUGAGAAAUUCAAAUAUCUUAACGCUCGUCUAGAAGAGAAAUCUAAAUCGUUAGAGACCUUGAUGAAGGACCAACAAGAAAUGAAAACUAAGAUUACUGCCGAUCUUGACAAAUCAGCCGAGAAAGUCAGUCAAUUAACCCAGCAAUUACAAGAAGCCCAAGAGACAAUACAAAAGUUGAAGAAUAAUGAUUCUGCUGAGCAAAUUGCUGAACUUCGUAGGAAAUCACAUGAAGUUGUUGAGAAAUUCAAAGCAAAGGUUCAAAGGAGAGAUGAUGAGAUUACGAAAUUGACUGAGCAAUUAAAAAAUCAAUCAAAAUCCAGUUCUAUCCUGACCAAUAUGCCAGAACUUUCCCCAAGCAGAACUACUCUGUUUAGCCCACAUCAAAUCUAUCAAGACAAGGUCGUUUUGUCAAAGCCAAGUACAGAAAAAUUAAAUGGGUCUCCUAAAGAGAAAGAAAAGAAAGUAUUAAAGCCUAGCUCGAAGUUAAAUAGUUCUCCUAUAAAGGGUUCAGGUAAACAUGAUUCCUCCCCAUUAAAGAUUUUAAAAAGAAAGUCCUCAAUGAUGAAUAGCCCCAAGCUCAAGAAAAGAUCUACACCACCAACGUAA